AGACUAUAAACUUGUCAUACAUCUCAGAAGGGCAGCUGCCAAAAUUCUUUCAAAUUUCAAUCGUAGCCAUUUUCACAACAUUUUUAUAUUUAAUGUAUUCAUUAAAUUCUCUGUGAAACUACAUAAUGGCAAUGCAAAGUUUGGUCAAAACAUUUUUAAAAUUUCCUUCAUCGUUUUCAUUCAACAAGUUAUUGGGCGUCACAAAAAACAAAGUCGAUGCAAAAUUAGAUUCAUUUUUAAGUAGCACCAGCGCCCAAUACAUAGAAGCGAUGUACAAUAUAUGGCUUAAAGAUCCUUCCAAAGUUCAUCCGUCAUGGGAUGCAUACUUCAGACUAUCUAAGGACGGUCAAGUGGGGUACGUUUCACCACCAACACUAGGUCGUACAAGGCAGGAUAUGCCAAUGUCUAGAUUAAAAGGGGUUAUUCCUACCGUUUCCAGAACCGUAGAACGUUCUAAAGCUACAGCAACAGCCGCAGCUCCAGCCCCUUGUGCACAACCCGCUCCAUCAGCUGGAACUGCUACCGAAGCAGAUAUAGAAAAGCACUUAGCCGUUCAAACUAUUAUAAGAGGUUAUCAAGUUCGAGGUCAUUUCUUAGCCAAAAUAGAUCCCCUAGAUAGACCACCAUCUCAUGGUAUUCGUAAGAAAAAAGGGAGGUUAAUACCGGAUAUUAUAUCACGAUUUAAAGUAGAUGAGAGUGAUCUAAACAAAGUAUUUAAACUACCAGCAGCGACUAGUAUUGGUGGAGGCGAAAAAUCCUUACCUCUAAAAGAAAUUAUAACCCGUUUAGAAAACGCAUACUGUAGCACAAUUGGAUUAGAAUAUAUGUAUAUUCCAUCGGUAGAAGAAUGUAAUUGGAUAAGGGAUCGCUUUGAACCGCCGGGAAUCACCAAAAUAUCUAACAAUAAGAAAAAGCUUUGCUUAGCUCGUUUAGCUCGAGCUCAGUUGUUUGAAAACUUCUGUGCUCGCAAACACUCAGCAGAAAAAAGAUUUGGUAUAGAAGGACUGGAAUCCACUAUACCAAGCCUUAAAUCCAUUAUAGACAGAUCAUCGGAAUUGGGUGUAGAAACGUUCGUCAUUGGAAUGGCCCAUAGAGGUCGUCUAAACGUUUUGGUUAACGUGUGUCGCAAAUCACUGAUUCAAACUUUUGCUCAGUUUGAAGGAUUAAAACCAGAAGAUGAAGGUACCGGUGAUGUCAAAUACCAUUUGGGAGUGUUUGUUCAAAGAAUGAAUAGAGUUACCAACAAAAAUGUGAAAAUUGUAGUGCUAGCUAAUCCUUCUCAUUUAGAAUCGAUAUGUCCCGUAACAGUCGGUAGGGUUAGAGCAGAACAAUUUUUUGGUAGCGACCCAGAAGGAAGAAAGUCGUUAGCAAUUCUGCUGCAUGGAGACGCCGCUUUUACUGGACAAGGUGUUAACUUUGAAGUCAUUAAUAUAGCGUCUUUGCCAUGUUAUACUACCCAUGGUGCGAUACACCUUGUAACCAAUAAUCAAGUUGGUUUUACAACAGAUCGAAAACUUGCAGGCUCAUCUCCAUAUUGUACAGAUGUUGGGCGUGUUAUUAAUUCACCUAUAAUACACGUAAACGCAGAUGAUCCCGAGGCUGUUGUUUAUGUGUCUGAAAUAGCUUCCGAUUGGAGGUACAAGUUCAAGAGAGAUAUUGUGGUCGACUUAGUCGGUUACAGAAGACAUGGUCACCAAGAAGUCGAUGAUCCGCUUUUCACGCAACCAGUAUUAUAUAAUAAAAAAAUAAAAAAUAUAAAACCAUGUUACGAAAAAUAUGCAGAAAAAUUGAUAAAAGAAAAAAUCGUGACUGCAGCAGAGGUGAAGCAAAUAAAAGAUGAAUAUGAGAAAAUUCUUGAAACUGAUUUUGCUAAAGUAAAAGACGAAAAGGUGUUUAAAAUGAAAGAUUGGCUUGAUGCUCCUUGGAGUGCGUUCUUCGAGGGUAAAGAUCCCAAUAAAAUGUUAUUUCCUACUGGAAUUCACGAAGACACAAUCACUCACAUUGCCAGUGCCGUUUCAACACCGCCGCCUCCUUCUGCCAAAUUUGUCAUACAUAAAGUUCUUGAACGAGUUCUUAAUGGACGGCAGGAAUUAAUGAAAAAACGUCAAAUUGAUUUUUCAAUGGCGGAAGCUAUUGCUUAUGGAUCGUUAUUAAAACAAGGUAUUCACGUCCGCAUAACAGGAGAAGACGUAGAAAGAGGAACUUUCAAUCACAGGCACCACGUUUAUCAUCAUCAGAAUGUAGAAAAUGAAAGAUAUAGCCCAAUAACGAAUUUGUAUCGCGAUCAAGGUGUAUAUACCAUCUGCAACAGUAGUCUGUCGGAAUACAGUAUAAUGGGAUUUGAACAUGGAUAUUCCAUGACUAAUCCGCAUACAUUGAUAAUUUGGGAAGCCCAGUUCGGAGACUUUUCAAACACGGCUCAGCCAAUUAUAGACCAGUUCUUGUCAUGUGGAGAAUCAAAAUGGGGCCGACAAUGUGGUAUGGUGUGCCUCAUGCCUCACGGACUGGAGGGUCAGGGUCCAGAACAUUCGAGUGUACGACCUGAAAGAUUCGCAGAUAUGAUUUGUGAGGAUCCAGAAAUUAUCCCAAAAGAGGACACAAAAAAUUAUGCUCUCGAACAACUUAGAAACAUCAAUUGGAUCAUAGUAAACUGUUCUGUGCCUUCCAAUCAUUUCCAUGUUCUGAGAAGACAAGUUGCAUUACCAUUUAGGAAACCCUUAGUAAUGUUGACACCGAAGGGUAUCUUGCGUCACGCCGAGGCGAGAAGUUCAUUUGAUUUGAUGUUGGAAGGUACUGAAUUCCAAAGAUUAAUACCGGAAUCGGGACCUGCAUGUAAGGCUCCUGAUGGUGUAAAAAAAAUAAUAUUUUGUACUGGAAAAGUGUAUUACGAUGCUAUUAAAGCAAUUAGAGACAAAAAAAUGCAACCACUAAUAGCCGUCAGUCGUAUAGAACAGAUUGGCCCGUUUCCUUUUGAUUUGGUAAAAAAAGAACUUCAGAAGUAUAAACAGGCAUCGAUACACUGGUUACAAGAAGAACACAAAAACCAAGGUUUUUGGGAUCACGUCGACCCUCGUCUCCGCAGCAUCCUAAAGAGUAUGGGUGAUAACAGGGACGUUAGCUACAUUGGAAGAGUAGUUUCAGCUAGUCCAGCUACCGGUUAUAAAUACCAGUUCAAAGAGCAGCAUACCAAACUUUUGGCAGAUAUAAUCGCUCUUCAUCAGCAGGAAUCAUCAUCAUGUUGAAAACAGUAAUAAAAUCAAAAUAAAAAUUAACAAAAAACUGUUGGCCUUCAUAACUGUUUGGUAAUUGAGUAAUUGACAGUUUGUAUAAAGUUAAACCGAAUUUAAUAAAAAAGUAAACCAA
Molecule: messenger RNA, 3363 nt
Organism: Psylliodes chrysocephalus
Lineage: Eukaryota; Metazoa; Arthropoda; Insecta; Coleoptera; Chrysomelidae
Source: the annotation of a GenBank genome assembly